This is a messenger RNA of Lepus europaeus (European hare), 1651 nucleotides long. RefSeq names its product complement C5a receptor 1 (gene C5AR1). The transcript has 2 exons. The record is from RefSeq and is a predicted model, not a curated record. Gene Ontology annotation, molecular function: G protein-coupled receptor activity; complement component C5a receptor activity. The coding region runs from base 78 to 1124 and encodes 348 amino acids. Gene Ontology annotation, biological process: chemotaxis; inflammatory response; complement receptor mediated signaling pathway. Gene Ontology annotation, cellular component: plasma membrane. Lineage: Eukaryota; Metazoa; Chordata; Mammalia; Lagomorpha; Leporidae.
UCUCAGGGGGGAGCCCGGCCAGGCUGCUGCGUCCCAGCCCAGGGCACUGCACCUGCUCAGCUGGUAUAAAGGCGCCCAUGGAAAAUAACACGUACGAUUACACCAACUAUGACUCCUUCGGGACCCUGGACCCCUCCACCCCCGUGGACAACACUGUCAGAGGGCUGCGCCCGUCCACCAUCGUGGCCCUGGUCAUCUACAUGGCCGUCUUCCUGGUGGGGGUGCCGGGCAACGCCCUGGUGGUCUGGGUGACGGCGCUGGAAGCCAAGCGGGCCGUCAACGCCAUCUGGUUCCUGAACCUGGCCGUGGCCGACCUCCUGUCCUGCCUGGCGCUGCCCAUCUUGUUCGUGUCCAUCAUCCAGGAGGGUCACUGGCCCUUCGGCAGGGCCGCCUGCAGGGUGCUGCCCUCGCUCAUCCUGUUCAACAUGUACGCCAGCAUCCUGCUGCUGGCCACCAUCAGCGCCGACCGCUUCCUGCUCGUGUUCAACCCCAUCUGGUGCCAGAACUUCCGAGCGGCUGGCUUGGCCUGGCUGGCGUGCUGCGUGGCCUGGGGCUUGGCCUUGCUGCUGACCAUCCCCUCCUUCCUGUACCGCUCGGUGCACCAGGAGUAUUUUCCGCCCAAGACCAUAUGCGGCGUGGACUACGGGCGCGAGGGCGUGCGCACCGAGAGGGCGGUGGCCAUCAUCCGGCUGGUCGUGGGCUUCCUGCUGCCGCUGCUCACGCUCAGCGUCUGCUACACCUUCCUCCUGCUGCGGACCUGGAGCCGCAAGGCCACGCGCUCCACCAAGACGCUCAAGGUGGUGGUGGCCGUGGUGGUCAGCUUCUUCGUCUUCUGGCUGCCCUACCAGGUGACGGGCAUGAUCAUAGCCCUGCUGCAGCCUUCCUCCGCCACCUUCCGGUGGGCCACCCGGCUGGACGCCCUGUGCGUCGCCCUUGCCUACGUCAACUGCUGCAUCAACCCCAUCAUCUACGUGGUCGCCGGCCAGGGCUUCCAGGGCCGGCUGCGCAAGUCUCUCCCCAGCCUCCUCCGCAACGUGUUGGCAGAGGAAUCCGCGAUCCAUGGCAGCAAGUCCUUCUCCCGCUCCACGGUGGACACGGUGGCCGACAGGUGCCAAGCGGUGUGAGGGAGGCUCUGGGGCGCCGGCUCCCGUGCUCGCCCUGCCCUUCCGGAUCUCUCUCUCUCUCUCUCUCUCUGCUUAUCUGGACUUCACUCUUAGAGGCCUUGGUGAACUCAUCUCGGUCGCUUCGAAUGGAAACUUCCUAACCCAGAAGCAGCGCUCCUGUCUCCGCGGGUUCCCCAUGGAUGGAUUCAACCAACAGUGCGUCAAAAAUAUUAGAAAACUGCAACUGGGAGUGGCUCUGGUGGCAGAGGGGUCGGGCUGCUGCUGUGGAUGGCAGCAUCGCACACCCGAGUGCUGGGUUCGGGUCCUGCCUCCGCUUCCGAUCCGGCUUCCUACAGACGCACACCCUGGGAGGUGACAGACAAUGGCUCGCGUCUUUGGGUCCCUGCCGCCCAUGUGGGAGGUCCGGAUGGAGUUCUAGGGUCUUUGGCUUCGGCCUGGCCCAGUCCUGGCUGUUUUGUGCAUUUGGAGAGUUGAGUGGAUGGAGGAUCUCCCCCCCACCCCACCUCUGCUUGUCAAAUAAAUAAAUA